AAAGCGACCAAGGGGAAUUAGAUUCUCUUAUAUAAAAAUGGAUGUGAACUAAACUCUGAAUGCCCUUCAGUUGUCCAUAGGCGAACCAAUUCACCGUCACUCUGUUGGUUCCGCUUUCUUAGUGAAGCUAUAUGGUCACAUUUGAUUACUUUGAAGGCGAUGUGUAAGAUAUAAACUACAUUUUCUAUUAUAUAUGCUGAUAUAUAUAACCAGCAAAAUAGAAAACUCAUAGACAAUCGUAGUAUAAUGCAGUUACAUUACAAAAUGCAGUCAACUUCUCCCAAAUAUAACUACAAGCGCAUGCUUUGCAUGGUUUUUGUCCCAGUUAUCUUAUCGUCAUUUUUUGCGGAAGAUGCUUUAGCUUCCAACUCCACACUCUUCGCUUUCCACAGGGAACCAACCAAUCGUAGGCUUACCAGAAGGGCGUCAAGAGGACAGUUACUCAACUCAAGGAGGGGCUCGGAUGAUACUUCCGAAUCUUCCGAUAGAUACUCAGGUAGGUCGGGUGGCUCUAAGAACUCGGGCCAAUCCCCUUGGAUCAAGUAUAUGCAAAAGUUCGACAUUCCCCGUAAUCACGGCUCUGGAAUCUAUGUCGAUCUUGGAGGAUAUGAAUCCGUUGGUUCAAAAAGUUAUCGUAUGCCCGUUGGUAAGUGCCCAGUAGUCGGUAAAAUUAUAGACCUUGGAAAUGGUGCCGACUUCCUCGAUCCCAUUUCAUCAGAAGACCCAAGUUACCGUGGUUUGGCAUUCCCCGAGACUGCUGUGGACUCCAAUAUUCCCACACAACCAAAGACACGUGGUUCUUCAUCAGUAACUGCCGCUAAAUUAUCUCCUGUUUCGGCGAAAGAUCUGAGACGUUGGGGAUAUGAAGGUAAUGAUGUAGCGAAUUGCUCAGAAUAUGCUAGUAACCUCAUUCCCGCAUCAGACAAAACUACCAAAUAUAGGUAUCCUUUUGUUUUUGACAGUGAUAACCAGAUGUGUUACAUACUGUACUCUGCCAUACAAUACAAUCAAGGAAAUAGGUAUUGUGACAAUGAUGGUAGCUCAGAAGAAGGUACAAGCUCUUUGCUUUGCAUGAAACCUUACAAGAGCGCUGAGGAUGCACACUUAUACUACGGUUCUGCGAAAGUUGACCCCGAUUGGGAAGAAAAUUGUCCCAUGCACCCGGUAAGGGAUGCCAUUUUUGGUAAAUGGUCCGGUGGCUCUUGUGUUGCCAUUGCUCCUGCAUUCCAAGAAUAUGCCAACAGCACCGAAGAUUGUGCGGCUAUAUUAUUCGAUAAUUCUGCGACUGACUUGGAUAUCGAAGUUGUUAACGAAGAGUUUAAUGAACUUAAAGAAUUGACCAGUGGGCUUAAAAGGUUGAACUUGUCAAAAGUUGCCAAUGCUAUUUUUUCUCCCCUCUCCAAUGUUGCAGGUACCAGUCGAAUUUCACGUGGUGUGGGUAUGAACUGGGCUACAUACGAUAAAGAUUCUGGUAUGUGUGCUCUCAUUAACGAAACUCCUAACUGUUUGAUCUUGAACGCGGGUAGCAUUGCUCUCACGGCUAUAGGUUCACCUCUCGAGUACGACGCUGUUAACUAUCCUUGCCACAUCGACACCAAUGGUUACGUUGAGCCACGUGCAAAGACUACUAACAAGUACCUCGAUGUUCCUUUCGAGGUCACAACUGCUUUGAGCACGAAGACACUAAAAUGCAAUGCCUACGUUCAUACCAAGUACUCUGACAGUUGUGGUACCUAUUUCCUGUGCUCAGACGUUAAACCUAACUGGUUCAUUAGGUUCUUACACAUGAUCGGACUCUACAACACAAAGCGUAUCGUAAUAUUCGUCUGCUGUACCACUACCGCCAUCGUUCUCACCAUCUGGAUAUGGAAACGAUUCAUCAAGGCUAAAAAAGAGCCAGCCCCUCCAAGUUUCGACAAAUACCUAAGCAACUAUGAUUAUGAUACAACCCUAGAUGCCGACAACGAAACAGAACAGCGUUUGGAUUCCUCUGCUUACAGCUGGGGAGAGGCUGUACAAAGACCAAGUGAUGUCACCCCUGUAAAACUCUCUAAAAUCAACUAAAGGGUGUGAUAACUAAAUGCAGUAGUCACUUCAAGACAUCUCAUUGACCGUGUGAAUAAACAUCGUGGUCGCUUGUUAAUCAAUUGGAACCAAAAUCAGAUUCCUCAUGCAAGCUUUAUAAUGAGAUGGUAUAUCAUCCUGCUAAUGAACUUGUAUAAUAUGUGUAACUAUUUUUCAACCUUUCUGCUUAGUAUCGGUAUGUUUGUAU
Molecule: messenger RNA, 2272 nt
Organism: Babesia bovis T2Bo
Lineage: Eukaryota; Apicomplexa; Aconoidasida; Piroplasmida; Babesiidae
Product: apical membrane antigen 1
Exons: 1
Coding region: 247-2064 (605 amino acids)
Cellular component (GO): membrane
Source: RefSeq, a predicted model, not a curated record